UAAAAACACACACACACAAUCUUCAUCUACAAUCAACCGUUUACCAUAAAGCCAACCACCAGCUUCACGACGGCGAUGCAGGGCUCAACCAUCCAUUAUUGGCUCGUGGAGCACCCAAUAGUGAGCCAAUUCGAAUGGAAACAAGGAAUCACAUUUGGGUCUUCGCCCCUGUUUCUCAAACUCUCACUCCUAACCUAUCUUACUCUGACCUUCAUCCUCCACCGCUUCCCGGUUCCGCCGCCGUUCCGCCCCGCCACCCUCCGCUUCAUCACCGCCGUCCACAGCCUAUUCCUCUGUAUCCUCUCCGUAAUCAUGGCCGCAGGCUGCAUCCUCUCCACCCUACACCACAUCCAGAUGCGCGGCAAUGAUUGGACAUGGGCCGUCUGCUUCCCGGCCGACCGGACCCCUCCCCGUGGGCCGACGUUCUUCUGGGCCCAGAUUUUCUACUUGUCCAAACUCCUCGAAUUCAUCGAUACGCUAUUGAUUCUACUCAGCUCGUCCCGAUCACGGCGGCUGUCGUUCCUGCACGUGUACCACCACACGGUGGUGGUGAUCAUGUGUUACCUCUGGCUUUCCACGUCGCAGACGCUUUUUCCGGUGGGAUUGGUGACCAACGCCUCGGUUCACAUCGUGAUGUACGCUUAUUAUAUGUUGAGUGCGCUGGGAAUCCGGCCACGGUGGAAGAGGUUUGUGACGAAUUUCCAGAUCUUCCAGUUCGUUUUCGGGUUCGCCAUAUCCGGGUUGAUGCUGUAUUACCAUUUCACGGGAUCGGGUUGCUCUGGGAUGCCCGGCUGGUGCUUCAACACCAUUUUCAAUGGCACGCUUUUGGCCCUUUUUCUUGAUUUUCAUUCCAAGAAUUAUGGCAAGGAGAGCAGCAAAAUGGCUUGAGAAUUGAAAAUCGUCACUAGUAAUUUGAACGUAAUCGAGCGUGGGGUUUGGCGGGCAAAAAGAUCAUAAACAUAUAUCGUUUUUUUAUUACUCCCUCCGUCCCAUAAUUAUGGUCAAGUUUGGAUUUUUAUUUUUAGUUCAAAUUAUACUAAAAGUCAAAUCUCAAACUAGACAAUAAUUUUAGGACGGAAGGAGUAAUUUCAAAAUAUUAUUUACUGUUAUUAUUGGUUGUACGUAUUUGAAAAUGCAAGAAGGCAACACAUGUAGUAUAACGAAAGUAAAAUGGUGACUUUACAGCUUUACCUGUAAACAAUUUUCAAAUUUAGUAAGUAUCAAAUAUGGAUGGAGAUGAAUUAACUAACUGAAUUGCCUAUAGUGUCGCAAGGAUUUAUGAUGAAUCUUCUUAUAUCACUAAGAAUGUAAACAAUUGGAUUUAUUUAGUGAACGAUGCAGUCAGUGUAUGUGGCACACUCGUUAACUACUCGUAUUGUGUUUAUAAAAGUAAAUAUACCAAUCGUCUUGUGUCCCGUUUUUAUAGUGUC
This is a messenger RNA of Oldenlandia corymbosa var. corymbosa, 1430 nucleotides long. NCBI's taxonomy places the organism in Eukaryota, Viridiplantae, Streptophyta, Magnoliopsida, Gentianales, Rubiaceae. The record is from the annotation of a GenBank genome assembly.